UUAUUUUAGUUCACAACAUUGUAGCAAAAAUGUUUUUAUUUACACAGAAUUACAUUCUUUUUUCUUUUUUUGAGACGGAGUCUCACUAUGUGGCCCUCGGUAGAGUGCCGUGGCGUGACAGCUCACAGCAACCUCAAACUCUUGGGCUUAAACAAUUCUCUUGCCUCAACCUCCUAAGGCGCCUGCCACAACGCCCAGCUAUUUUUUUGUUGCAGUUAUUUAGUUGGCCCGGGCUGGGUUCAAACCCACCACCCUUGGUGUAUGAGGCUGGCACCAUAACCACUGUGCUAUGGGCGCUGAGCCCAUUACAUUCUUAAUUUACAGAGCAUUGCUUAUAAAUUGUAUUAGUGAUACCAAACUGAAAAUCCUAGCAGCAGCAGGGGAUUUUAUGCAACAAUCAAGAAUGCAGGUUCUGGAGUCAAACCUCGGGUCCCAAUCCUGACUGCUUCGAUAGCAAUUACCUAUGGGACCUGGAGCAAAUGCAGUCUCCUCAUCUCAGUGGAGAAAUAACCAUAGGACCUGGCAUGUUGUGAGGGUGAAGGGAGGUGAUGCAUGUACAUUACUUAGCAGAGCCUGCCAGGAAAAGUGCUGGCUGUGGUUACACUAGGGCAGCGGUUCUCAACCUGUGGGUCGAGACCCCUUUUUAACAAUGAAAAUACACUGUGGCAUUAGGAAGGUUGAGAACCACUGCUCUAGGGGAAGGUACAGCAAGCAGGCCUCAGAGGGAGUCUGUGAGCUCUGCAGCCAUCCUGUUGCUGAGGGCCACCAGGACUGGCUACUUUGCAAAUAAACCAAUAUAUUAGUUUCCUCUGGCUGCUAUAAUUACCAUAGACGUGGCUGAAAACAACCCAAGUUUAUAUCUUACAAUUUUGGAAGUCAGAAGUCCACUGUGCGUCCGCAGGGCUGGUUCGUUUUCCUGAGAGAAUCCCUUUACUUACCUUUUCCAGCUUCCAGAGGUGGUCUGCAUUCCUGUCCUGUGGCUUCUCUCACGGUGACCGUCACUGUGACCUCUGCUUCUGUCCUCACAUCUUCUCUGACUCUGAUCCUCCUGUCUUUCUCUUAUGAGGACCUUGUGACUACACUGAAUUCAUCCAGAUAAGUGAGAUCAUCUCCACAUCUCAAGAUUCUUCACUCAAAGGACCUGCAUCAUGGAAAUUCUUGCUGAAGCAAAUGGCACCUUUGCCAUUAGCCUUUUAAAGAUACUGUGUCAAGACAACCCUUCGCAUAAUGUGUUUUAUUCUCCCAUGAGUGUCUCCUCUGCCUUGGCCAUGGUCCUCCUAGGGGCAAAGGGAAACACUGCGGCCCAGAUGGCCCAGGUGCUUUCUCUAAACACAGAGAAAGACAUUCACAGGAGUUUCCAGUCACUUCUCACUGAAGUGAACAAGCCUGGCACCCAGUACUUGCUUAGAACAGCCAACAGGCUGUUUGGAGAGAAGACUUGUAAAUUCCUUUCAAUAUUUAAGGAAUCUUGUCUUCAAUUCUACCACGCCGAGCUGGAGCAGCUUUCUUUUGUCAUAACAGCAGAAGAGUCCAGGAGACACAUCAACACUUGGGUCUCAAAAAAGACUGAAGGUAAAAUUCGGGAGUUAUUGCUGGAUAACUCAAUUGAUGCACAGACCAGGCUGGUUCUUGUCAACGCUAUCUACUUCAAAGGAAGAUGGCAUGAACAGUUUGACAAAAUAUACACAAGAGAAAUGCCUUUUAAAGUAAACCAGAAAGAGCAAAGGCCGGUGCAGAUGAUGUUUCAGGAAGCCACUUUUAAGAUCGGCUACAUCAGCGAGGCGCGCGCGCAGGUGCUGGAUCUGCCCUACGCGGGCCGGGAGCUGAGCAUGCUGGUGCUGCUGCCGGACGACGGCGUGGAGCUGGCGGAGGUGGAAAGAAAUCUCACUUUUGAGAAAUUCAUGGCUUGGACCAAGCCAGAGUCGAUGAAGAGUACUGAUGUUGAAGUUCUCCUUCCAAAAUUUACACUGCAAGAGGAUUAUGACAUGGAAACUGUACUUCAGUGUUUGGGAAUGGUUGAUGCCUUUCAACAGGGCAAGGCUGACUUGUCAGCAAUGGCAGUGGAGACAGACCUGUGUCUGUCCAAGUUUGUGCACAAAAGUUUUCUGGAGGUGAAUGAGGAAGGUACAGAGGCUGCGGCAGCCUCGGGUUUAAUUGUUAUACAGGAUUGCAUGGAAUCUGGACCAAGGUUCUGUGCUGACCACCCCUUCCUUUUCUUCAUCAGGCACAAUACAGCCAACAGCCUUCUGUUCUGUGGUAGGUUCUCGUCUCCAUAAGGGGUGUGCUUACUGUGCAUGUGAGCGCUUCCCUCUUUGCAUGUCCCCAUAUCCCCCUACAGCCAAGUGCAAUUGUGCAGGCAAAAUUCUUACCCAUCUGAUUUCAGGCACUCAGCUCUGCUCAUAGCCACCACUCACUUAUGCCUCUGAAUCCAGGUAAAUCCAGCACCAGAACAGACCUUAAUGCCUCCCUGCUGUAUUUAAGAUGUAUCCCAAAUCCCAUAGCAUGGCAUGCCAAGUUUUUCUAGAAUUCUACAUGCAAUUCAUUUAAGUUAAUUCUGCUUUCCUGGUACCUCAAAACUUGUCACUUGGCUCAGUGCCCAUGGCACGGGGUUAUGGCUCCAGUCACACAUACCAAGCCUUGAUGGGUUUGAAUCUGGCCCAUACCAGCUAAACAACAAUGACAAUUGCAACAAAAAAUAGCCGGGCAUUGUGGCAGGCACCUGUAGUCCCAGCUACUUGGGAGGCUGAGGCAACAGAAUCGUGUAAGCCCAAGAGUUUGAGGUUGCUGUGUGCUGUGACACCACAGCGCUCUACCAAGGGCAACAUAGUGAGAGUCUGUCUCAGAAAAACAAAAAAACAAAAAAACUUGUCACUUGCCUUAACCUGUCUGAAUAGUUACCAAUGCUGCGAUAGUGCUACUAUUUUAUAGUUUUCUUGUUGCUUGGUCUUUUUAAAAAGUUUCUGUAAUGAACAUUUAUAUUUAUCUUUUUGCAAUAUUUACCCAUCACCAAGUACACACCAAACACUGCCUUAGCCACUUGAGUAGACAAAAGGGACAGGUCAUGGUCUUUGGGCAGCUGGUCUUUGAUAUCUGUGCCCAACUUAUAUCUAUUAUAACUUAUAUUUUUUACAAUUUAUAUCUAUUACAACUUGUAUAUGUUGCAAUAACCAGAUUGAACUAUUUAAUGUCUUCAAACUUGCCCUUCCAGGGUUCACACCUUCCUCUGUUAUUGUGUUUCUCUACUUCUAACAGUAAAAAUUCCAUUCAACUUUUAAAGCCCGUCUCAGAUGCCUUAUUUAAGAAGUUUUUCCUUUUCUCCAUAACCAGAUGCACAUCUUUAAUUCUCCUAGCCCACGAAAGACACUUCUCUCAUGGCAGUAGCUGUAUUUAUUAAUGUUUCUUUGUCCUUAAAAAAGUCCUCUCUUGAGACCUUAAAUUCAGUGAGGGUGGAGACUAUAGCUUAUGUAUCUGUGUCCAUGCCCCCGCCCACCACUGGUGCCCACUUAUCUGCUCCCUGGCCCAGUUGGAGCCAGGGACCACUCCCCCCGCCCUCCAGUCUAGACCUGGCAACCCUCUGCUCAGCGGCCCAAUUGUAGUCAGGCAACCACAACCCUGCCCGCAGGUCUCAGUUCACACCUGGAGGCUUGCCAGCUUUGUUGAAAUCAGGGGACCACGCCCUUGCCCUCAGGUCUCGGUCCACACCAGGCGAGCCUCUGUUUGCUGGCCCAGUUGGAGCCGGGGACCAGCCCCGCCUGCUGAGCUUAGUCCACACAGGGCAACCACUCUCCUGCUUGUGGGCACUGUCAGAGCUGGGGGUUCUGCAUCCCCUCCCGUCAAUCACAGCCCAAACCGAGGGUCAACACCACCACUGGCCGGGCAAAGUCCUAACCAGGGACUGCUCCUCCUCCCAUGAGUAUCCCUAUCUUCACCCUCUUUCUUUCCCACUAGUCACAGAUUCUAUCCUGAUGUUUGGCGGUUCACACUAUGCCCAGAUCUGUCAGGAAAAGACCAAACACUCUGUGCUUUGCAGGGGGCAGAACUUCAGACCACCAUGUGAGGGGGAAGGGUGGACUGGGAGUUAGGAAUUGUGCGGGAAAAUAUUUGUUCAAUUUUAUGCCUGGAGGGUGGUUUCUAGGUUUGUAAGUGGGACCUCCCUGGAGAAGGAGACCCAGUGUUUAGUGACUCUUUCCAGUGGCGUAGAUGAGAGGUCUUUUGUUCCCUGUUCCUGGCAGAGAGCCCAAGAUGGGUCUCUGGCCUACGGCCCGCAGGCCACAUGCAGCGGGGUGAUUGUAUUUGUUCCCGCUUUGUUUUUUUACUUCAAAAUAAGAUAUGUGCAGUGUGCGUAGGAAUUUGUUCAUAGUUUUUUUUUUUUAAACCAUAGCCCAGCCCUCCAACGGUCUGAGGGACAGUGAACUGGACACCUGUUUAAAACAUUUGAGGACCCCUGCUUGUACCUGUAAUUUGUUUUCUUGAAUGCUGUUCCUUGGAGUCACAGCUUGCUGAAAUUUUUUCUUGGCUUUGCUCCCCACCUUUGACUUCAUAGAGUCCGAUUCUGUCCAGUUUUUCUCCCUCUGAUCAGGAGCUUUAGCCAAGGGUUGCUACUAGUCAGUCAUCUUCCCAGAAUCAGAAUAUUUUUCCUCACUCCAAAAGGAAAGCCUAGACCCAUUAAGCAUCACUUCCCACGCCCUCCUCUCUCCAGCCCCUGGCAGUCACUGAUCUGCUUUCUGUCUCUAUGGCUUUAUCGAUUCUGUGAUAUUUCAUAUAAAUUGAAUCACAUAUAACUUUUUGUGUCUGACUGCUUUCAUUUAGCCUAAGUUUUGUGGUUCAUUUAGAUUGUAGUAUAAUCAGUGCUUCAUCCCUUUUUAUGGCUAAAUAACUUUCCGUUAUGGGAAUGUAGCACAAAUCGUUCAUCUGCUCAUCUACUGCCGGGCGUUUGUAUUGUUUCUACCUUUUGGCUAUUGUGAUAGUGCUGCUGUAAACACUCACGUAUAUGUAUUUGUUUGAAUACCUGUUUUCUAUGUUUGGGGUAUGUAUCUAGGAGUGGAAUUGCUGGGGCAUAUAGUGAUUCUUUGUUUAACUUUAUGAGGAAGAGCCAAACUGUUUUCCACAGUUGCUGAACCAUCUUCCAUGUCCACCAUCAUUGUAGGAGAGUUCCACUUUCUCUCCACAUCCUCACCAACACUUGUUAUUUUUCUUUCCCUUUUUAAACAAUAGAUUAUGGCCAUCCUACUGGGUGUGAAGUGGCUUUUAUUUUCAUUUCCUAUGUAGGGGUUAGGAACUACAGAGCAAACUAGAGAACUAACCAGAUGAGACAUCCAAUCUCAUGGGUAUGUGAUACUGAGUGAAAAAAGAGAUGGAAGUAGGCAUAUACUUCAGUACAUUUUAUGUAAAUUAGAAAUAUCUGCAACAUCCUAUAUUAUACAAAGAUAGACGCCAAUUGCCUUUCUUUUAUUAUUGGUGAAAAUUAUUUGCUAUAGAUCCUUGUUAAUUUCCUCUUGGUAGUUUCAAGAUAACUUUUCCCAUAGCAAUACCCAUCUUGAGAAAAGCUCUUACUCUAUGUUAGUCAGGGCAGUGGAUUUGAGGCUGCUUCUCUCAUUCUUUCUAUUAAAAUUUCCU
Messenger RNA from Nycticebus coucang (slow loris), 5616 nucleotides. It is a transcript of the gene SERPINB9, whose product is annotated as serpin family B member 9. The record is from RefSeq and is a predicted model, not a curated record. Gene Ontology annotation, biological process: negative regulation of endopeptidase activity. The transcript has 7 exons. Lineage: Eukaryota; Metazoa; Chordata; Mammalia; Primates; Lorisidae. Gene Ontology annotation, cellular component: cytoplasm. Bases 1149 to 2276 code for a protein of 375 amino acids. Gene Ontology annotation, molecular function: serine-type endopeptidase inhibitor activity.